UUAUAACUUAUACCUCACCAAACGACCUUCCAUUGUUCAAACUAGCUAACUACAAUAAUAAGUUUUUGAAACCAAAAAGUCUAAUCUUCACAUAGCCUAGGGAUUAAUUUAAGGACCAAAAACAAAAGUGUAAUUAUUUGAUAACAGUGCUUAGGGACAAAUAAAUCAUAAUGCAGCAAAGGUAGAUCAAGAAUAUUAUUAUAUAUAGGUAAAGUUAAUUUUAAUCUUAUUAUAAUUUAAAAGUUUUUAUGUUAAUCUAAAUUAUGUUGACUUCCAAGCCCAAGCCCGAGUUAACGGGCCUCAUGCUUAUAUUCCCGGCCCGAUAUUGAUUUGCAUUUAGCCUUACUUUUGAUUUGCAUUGUCUUGUUAUUCAUUCAUACUAGUAGUAGUGGUAGUAUUGCUCAGAUGUCAAAAUCUGGAACAUUGGAUCUGGCUACUGGGGUUGGUGGCAAGAUUGAGAAGAAGCAAGUACUUUCAGCUGUUGAAAAGUACGAAAAAUAUCAUGCCUGUGAUAGAGAAGCGGAGGAAGAGAGGAAAGCUAACUACAUUGAUAUGGUUAACAAAUAUUAUGAUCUAGCAACAAGCUUUUAUGAGUAUGGUUGGGGUGAAUCUUUCCAUUUUGCUCCAAGAUGGAAAGGGGAAUCACUUCGAGAAAGUAUCAAACGGCAUGAACACUUUCUUGCUCUACAAUUAGGCGUAAAGCAAGGACAAAAGGUUUUGGAUGUUGGAUGCGGAAUUGGUGGCCCCUUAAGAGAAAUUGCCAGAUUUAGUGGUACAUAUGUUACUGGAAUCAACAACAAUGAAUAUCAAGUGACACGAGGAAAAGAACUAAACCGUAUUGCAGGAGUUGACUACACAUGCAGUUAUGUGAAGGCGGACUUCAUGUGUAUGCCAUUUGCUGACAACAGUUUCGAUGGAAUUUUCGCCAUAGAAGCUACAUGUCAUGCCCCAAAUGUGUUUGAUUGCUACAAGGAAAUAUUCCGAGUGUUGAAGCCUGGACAAUAUUUUGCUAAUUAUGAAUGGUGUAUCACCGAUUUCUUUGAUCCUAAUAAUUCUAAUCACCGGAGAAUCAAGCGCGAGGUAGAGCUUGGCAAUGGACUUCCUGAUAUUAGAUCCAUGGGCCAGUGCAUUGAAGCUCUGAAACAUGCAGGUUUUGAGAUUAUUUGGGACAAGGAUAUUGCUAUCGACUCUCCUCUCCCUUGGUAUUUGCCUCUGGAUAAAAGUCAUUUCUCCCUAAGUAAUAUACGUGUGACAGCUCUUGGACGCUUUUUCACCAGAAACAUGGUAAAAUUCUUAGAGCGAGUCGGCCUUGCCCCCGAGGGAAGCCAAAAGGUUCAAGCCAUCCUGGAGCAAGCUGCUGAUGCACUUGUUGAAGGUGGAAAGGAAGGCAUUUUCACUCCAAUGUAUUUCUUCUUGGCAAGAAAGCCUUCUGUUACUGAUGAUCUACCGACCUAAUUCCUCCACGAUAUACUAAAGGUGUAUUAUUAGUGGUAUGGACUGCGUACACGGCACUCUCUCCGAACCCCACUUUGUCGGAAUACACUAGUUAUGUUGAGAAAAUGUUUGAGUUCCAUGAGUACAUGGAUGAAAAUAAUGUAUUGUGUGUGCUUAUUUCCUCCAGAGAGUAAGUUAUUUACUAGACAAAACUCUUUAUCCUAAUCAAUGGAAGAUUUUUUUUUUUUUCCGAU
Messenger RNA from Capsicum annuum, 1688 nucleotides. Its product is annotated as cycloartenol-C-24-methyltransferase. Gene Ontology annotation, biological process: sterol biosynthetic process. Gene Ontology annotation, molecular function: sterol 24-C-methyltransferase activity. NCBI's taxonomy places the organism in Eukaryota, Viridiplantae, Streptophyta, Magnoliopsida, Solanales, Solanaceae. The transcript has 14 exons. Gene Ontology annotation, cellular component: endoplasmic reticulum. Bases 406 to 1455 code for a protein of 349 amino acids. The record is from RefSeq and is a predicted model, not a curated record.